UUGCUUGAGUAGUAGGAUCUGCGAUCGAAUUCGCGUACAUGGAUCGGCCCCAAUUUAGGGCAUUGAUGUAGGCCCACUAAGAAAUACCUAGUUGGAUAAGUCAAGCCCAGCCCAGAAGGCACGCACUAAUCGCCAACCCAAAACCCUUCUUCCCACACCACCCCUCUAACCCGGAGAAACGAAGGCCGGCGGCGAGGAAGAAAAGAAGAAAGUCAUGGUGGUGCGCAUCCGGCUCGCGCGGUUCGGCUGCCGGAAUCGGCCCUUCUACCGUGUGACGGCCGCCGACAGCCGCUCCCCACGCGACGGCAAGCACCUCGAGGUCCUCGGCUACUACAACCCGCUCCCCGGGAAGGAUGGUGGCAAGAGGAUGGGGCUCAAGUUCGACCGGGUCAAGUACUGGCUGUCUGUUGGGGCACAGCCAUCAGAUCCCGUGCAGCGUAUCCUCUUCCGUGCUGGUGUUCUGCCUCCACCUCCAUUGCUAGCUAUGGGCCGGAAGGGUGGGCCUCGUGACAGGAACCCUAUUCAUCCGAUGACUGGCCGCCCCUUGGAUCUUGAGGGUGUCACAGUUGUUGAUGAUCCCAAUGCUGCUGAAGGUGACGCUGAAGAACCUUCAUUUGAGGCGUGA
This is a messenger RNA of Aegilops tauschii subsp. strangulata, 625 nucleotides long. RefSeq names its product small ribosomal subunit protein bS16m/bS16c-like. NCBI's taxonomy places the organism in Eukaryota, Viridiplantae, Streptophyta, Magnoliopsida, Poales, Poaceae. Gene Ontology annotation, biological process: mitochondrial translation. Gene Ontology annotation, cellular component: ribosome; small ribosomal subunit. The record is from RefSeq and is a predicted model, not a curated record. Gene Ontology annotation, molecular function: structural constituent of ribosome.